This is a messenger RNA of Podospora bellae-mahoneyi, 712 nucleotides long. It is a transcript of the gene MRPL44, whose product is annotated as 39S ribosomal protein L44, mitochondrial. The transcript is spliced from 2 exons. Gene Ontology annotation, cellular component: mitochondrial large ribosomal subunit. Gene Ontology annotation, molecular function: structural constituent of ribosome. Bases 251 to 547 code for a protein of 98 amino acids. NCBI's taxonomy places the organism in Eukaryota, Fungi, Ascomycota, Sordariomycetes, Sordariales, Podosporaceae. The record is from RefSeq and is a predicted model, not a curated record.
CAAUUUCUUGGCACUCCCACUCAAGCCACCCAAGCUCCGUUUCCCACAUGGCCCCACAUUUCCAGCGCCGUUCUGAAUCUUCCAACCGCAACCCAUCCCGCCACAGCGAAAGUGUAGACAGGGACUCAACACCAAGCCGACACUAUCACGACAUUUUUGCCCACCUAACCACCAACAACCCCCCCCCGCCGCCGCUUUUCCGAUCCAAUUACUUGCCCCCCUCAAAGAACCCAGUACCCCAACCACCAAAAUGAUAACCCGCUUCAUAACCGAAAUCCAAACCGCCUUCAACCCCUUCUCCCCCCGCGCCAAAUCCGCCCGCCUCUUCCUCUCCUUCCUCCCACCAAACGCCCGUUCCUCGGGCAUGAACAUCACCACCCAGCUCCUCCCCCGGUCCUCCACCGCGCCGAGCAAGCUUUAUGUCAAGUUUAAGGACGGCAAGGAACUCAACAUCGACGCCGACAACAUGGGCAUCAAGAGCAUAAUCGAAGAGGUCGACCGCCACUCCCGUAUCCUCCAAAAGGCCGACGAUUUGGCUGCUGCUUAAAGCAUUCUACAGUAUCAAAAACACAAAAACAAAAAACGGGCAGGAAAAGAAGAGGGAAUCUGUACAAAAACUGUAUCUACCACAUAUACCAUUCUUGUCUUUACAGCAUAGGGAAGGCGUUCAAAUAUCUUUACAACAAACAAAACACACCACUGCACACUCAUC